ACUAUUCGCAGUGUGGACGACUGUGGAGUGUGGUCAGGCUCAGUGUGGUCUAGCCGUUAAUUCUGUAAUGUGUGCUAAAAUUUUGGUAAAACUUCCAUUACAAAUUGUAGGCAGCGCACUCGGCGGCGGUCAAGGAGGUGGUUACGGGGGCCGCGGGCUCGGUGGCGCACCUGGCGGAGCUAACAAUGCCCAAGCCACUAGCGUUACCAACGUACUGGGAAACAAUAACCCUGUAAACGUAGCCAGUAACGCUGCCUCCGGAGCCACUGCCGCUGCGGGCGGAUCCGGCAACAAUGCCGUUUCCACUGUUGCCACCGCAGCGAGUGGUAUUGGCGGGGGAGCUGGUGGCGCAGCCGCCGGAUCCGCGGGCGCCGCAGCCGGUAACGCUGCCAACGUUGCCGCUGGCGCUAUCGCCGGAGCAGGUGGUGCCGGCGCCGGAGCUGCCGGAGCUGCUGGCGGUGCUGCCGGAGCCCCCAGAGGGUCGUGUUAAUCCUGGAAACGAGCCAUGACCUUAUGAUUCAUGAAUAAAUGUUUGCAAAUUGA
This is a messenger RNA of Aricia agestis (brown argus), 543 nucleotides long. RefSeq names its product glycine-rich cell wall structural protein-like. The transcript has 3 exons. The record is from RefSeq and is a predicted model, not a curated record. NCBI's taxonomy places the organism in Eukaryota, Metazoa, Arthropoda, Insecta, Lepidoptera, Lycaenidae. Bases 68 to 490 code for a protein of 140 amino acids.